AUGGAACAGGAUAUCCACAGCGAUGGAUCCAGCCGGAUGGAGCGCAUCCUCCUGUACAGCUUCCUGCAGAGCUCCUCUAACUGCGAGUUUAGAGACCAACUACAAACCCUGCAAGGCCAGUGGAUUUUCCCUGUCGCAAAGCAGGUCUGCCACUACGACGACGACGGGGACCUGCAGACGGACGGGAAUCGGAGCGGGCACUUGCAGAACGGUGAGCUGGUGCUCGCCGCUGAGGACAUGGGGAACGAGGAAAUCUUCCGGAUCAUUGGUGCUCAGCUUGCAGAGAUUGGAGACCAGCUGGAUAAAGAAAUCCAAGCAAGAGUAGUAAACGAUCUUGUACAGCAUUUUCUGAAUGAGAAUUUGUCUAGAGAGGAGAUAACCCGGUGCCUGUCACAGGCAGUGGAAGGGCUUGCAAGGGCCAUCCCCUCAGACAUGGAACAGGAGAAGGCCUUGUUGGUGCUAGCAAUGGUCUUAACUAAAAAAGUUGCAAAUAGAGUGCCCUCCCUUCUCCAGCGCAUCUUCAGCACCACUGUGAACUACAUCAACCAGCACCUCCACACCUACAUCGUCCGAAUGCUGCGUGGGUGAGAAGGCUCGGCUCCAGCU
Molecule: messenger RNA, 606 nt
Organism: Tinamus guttatus (white-throated tinamou)
Lineage: Eukaryota; Metazoa; Chordata; Aves; Tinamiformes; Tinamidae
Gene: BID
Product: BH3 interacting domain death agonist
Biological process (GO): positive regulation of release of cytochrome c from mitochondria; positive regulation of intrinsic apoptotic signaling pathway; positive regulation of extrinsic apoptotic signaling pathway
Cellular component (GO): cytosol; mitochondrion; cytoplasm
Source: RefSeq, a predicted model, not a curated record